CUCCUUCAGAGUUUUGACCCCGGGCGGCCGCCGUGUCUCUCUCUCUCUCUCACCCUUAGCAACAAGAUGGAGGAUCUGUCCCUGGAUGAUGUGAUUCGGCGGCGCGGAUUCAAUAAUAAAGCAAAUAACCGUCCUCAGAUGCGAGGGGGUGCAGUGGGAGGGGUCCGGUCUCGAAUGGGACCCGCUCUGCAGACGACACUGGGGGGGGGAGGCAGAGGGAUGCCCCCCCUGAUUCACAGAGGAGUGGGGGGCUUCGACGCACGCCAGAAAAUUGGGGUGCCAGACGCCAGGCUCCGACUGGGAGGGGGUGCAGCAGCAGCUGGUGGUGCCGGCUCACUCCUCCCUAUGAAAGACGCGCGAGAGAAACUGGGACAGAAAGACGCGCGAUUCCGAAUCCGAGGACAAAUCCAGGACGCUCGGCAGACCAUCAACUCCCGCAAGCAAGGGGGCGGGGCCUCGGAACACCAGGGGGGAGGGGCCAGCAAGCUGCUGGACGCCAGGGAUAGGCUGAGCCUGAAGAGGAGCAUUCCGAUGAACCCGCCCUCCACUCUGGGUUCCGCCAGCUCUCAGGCCACGCCCCCUGUGAAGAUCACCAAAACCAUACAGCAGAGACCGCUGGUUCUGAACCCAGCCUCCCAGCCCAGCGGAGCCCGAUUCAACCUCAUCAACAGACACACAGCCAGCAGCACGAGUCUGUUUUUAGGAGAGGAUGGGUCCGGCUCUCUCGGGCUCAGCAAGCAGAUGAAAAUCACGACGGCGAACGAUCUCGCGUCGAUCCGGCCUGGUGUUUCCGGUCCCCCGUUUUCUCUCUCCAAAACCGCCCCCCUGACGAAAGUCGUCCAGAACGACUCCUACACUGCCAGCCCCCCCGCCCCCUCUCCCCCUCCCCCUCUGUCUCUCCCCUCCCCCUCCUCCAUCCUGAGAUCCAACGCCAGCCUGGCCGGAGUCUCUCGGACCCUUGGUUCAACAGACAGGGGGCGCUGGUGCUGUCCAGAAGGCAGCAGGGACCCGAGGCCAGCGACCCGAGGCACCGCAGCAAUCUCCACCCCAGCUGCCUGUUUUCAGUCCCCUUGAAGGAACGAAGAUGACGGUCAAUAAUCUUCAUCCCAGAGUUACCGAGGAAGACAUUGUGGUGAGUGGAGAGAGAAAACAAACAAACAAAAAGAAUCAGAUUUUUAU
Acipenser ruthenus (sterlet) is the source of this 1179-nucleotide messenger RNA. Its product is annotated as polymerase delta-interacting protein 3. NCBI's taxonomy places the organism in Eukaryota, Metazoa, Chordata, Actinopteri, Acipenseriformes, Acipenseridae. The record is from RefSeq and is a predicted model, not a curated record.